Leopardus geoffroyi (Geoffroy's cat) is the source of this 1851-nucleotide messenger RNA. It is a transcript of the gene PAX5, whose product is annotated as paired box 5. The record is from RefSeq and is a predicted model, not a curated record. Gene Ontology annotation, molecular function: RNA polymerase II cis-regulatory region sequence-specific DNA binding; DNA-binding transcription factor activity, RNA polymerase II-specific. The transcript has 11 exons. Gene Ontology annotation, biological process: regulation of transcription by RNA polymerase II; anatomical structure development. The coding region runs from base 471 to 1379 and encodes 302 amino acids. Lineage: Eukaryota; Metazoa; Chordata; Mammalia; Carnivora; Felidae.
AGAGAAAAAAAAGAAAAGAGAAAGAAAAAAGAGAAAGAAAGGGGAAAAAAGGAAAAGAAAAGAAAGAAAAAAGAAAGAAAAAGAAGCACACACAAAAAGUGGAAACUUUUUCUCCCUGUCCACUUCAUCAAGUUCUGGAAAAUCAAAAUGGAUUUAGAGAAAAAUUACCCGACUCCUCGGACCGGCAGGACAGGACAUGGAGGAGUGAAUCAGCUUGGGGGGUUUUUGUGAAUGGACGGCCACUCCCGGAUGUAGUCCGCCAAAGGAUAGUGGAACUUGCUCAUCAAGGUGUCAGGCCCUGCGACAUCUCAAGGCAGCUUCGAGUCAGCCAUGGUUGUGUCAGCAAAAUUCUUGGCAGGUAUUAUGAGACGGGGAGCAUCAAGCCUGGUGUAAUUGGAGGAUCCAAACCAAAGGUCGCCACACCCAAAGUGGUGGAAAAAAUUGCUGAGUAUAAACGCCAAAAUCCCACCAUGUUUGCCUGGGAGAUCAGGGACCGGCUGCUGGCGGAACGGGUGUGUGACAAUGACACGGUGCCCAGCGUCAGUUCCAUCAACAGGAUCAUCCGGACUAAAGUACAACAACCCCCGAACCAGCCGGUCCCAGCUUCCAGUCACAGCAUAGUGUCCACGGGCUCCGUGACGCAGGUGUCGUCGGUGAGCACGGACUCGGCCGGCUCCUCGUACUCCAUCAGCGGUAUCCUGGGCAUCACGUCUCCCAGCGCAGACACCAACAAGCGCAAGAGAGAUGAAGGUAUUCAGGAGUCUCCGGUGCCGAACGGCCACUCACUGCCAGGCAGAGACUUCCUCCGGAAGCAGAUGCGGGGAGAACUGUUCACGCAGCAGCAGCUGGAGGUGCUGGACCGCGUGUUUGAGAGGCAGCACUACUCGGACAUCUUCACCACCACAGAGCCCAUCAAGCCCGAGCAGUGGUGCCCCGUGCUGAUGAGACAAUACUUGGUGCAGCCCCAGGCAGUCCUUUUCCAGACCACUGAGUACUCAGCUAUGGCCUCGCUGGCUGGAGGGCUGGAUGACAUGAAGGCCAACCUGACCAGCCCCACUCCCACCGACAUUGGGAGCAGCGUGCCCGGGCCACAGUCCUACCCCAUUGUGACAGGCCGUGACUUGGCGAGCACGACCCUCCCCGGGUACCCUCCGCACGUCCCCCCCGCCGGACAAGGCAGCUACUCAGCACCGACGCUGACAGGGAUGGUGCCUGGGAGUGAGUUUUCCGGGAGCCCCUACAGCCACCCUCAGUAUCCCUCAUACAACGACUCCUGGAGGUUCCCCAACCCGGGGCUGCUCGGCUCCCCAUACUAUUACAGCGCCGCUGCCCGAGGGGCUGCCCCACCUGCAGCCGCCACUGCCUAUGACCGUCACUGACCCUCGGAGCCAGGCAGGCGCCAAGCACUUAUAACACAUAUCACUGAGGGCGAUAGCCUCUCAGCCCCUCUGAAGAUGGCCAGAGGGGCCCAACGAGACCAUCCCCCAGCAACCCCCACUCACCUGAAACUCCCUCCCAACCUUUUCCUGCCAGGGACUCUGGGGUUCCAUGGUAAGGCUGUUGGACUUGUAGACAUGCGUCCAUUUCUAAGAGUCAAUCAGUGAGCUUCUCCCAACAGCAGCUGGGUCUCUGCAAACCAACGGACUAUUCUUCAGACAACUGUAGCCCCAGCCUAGCUUGCCAGUCCCCAGCUGUCUGACCAUCCACCUGUCUUCCUGCCCCAGGCCUGGGAAGGAGAGCUUGCUUUUGUCGCUUCAACAGCACCCAUGUAAAUACCUUCUUGCUUUUUUGUGGGCCUGAGGGUCCAGCUGAGCAGACAGCCCACCCAUUAUGCAUCCAGUACUCCCGAUG